AUGGAAAUACCAACUAUUAAUUUGGGUCAUACUAAUAUGAAAAUAACAAGAAUCGGUCUAGGUUCUAUGCCAUUAUCAAUUUAUGGUCGACCGACAAGAGAAGAUGCGAUUAAUGUUAUUCAUCGUACACUUGAUCUUGGAAUAACAUUAAUCGAUACAGCUGAUGCUUAUUGUUUAGAUGAAAAUGAUAAAAAUUAUAGUGAAAUAUUAAUUUAUGAAGCAUUACAAACAUAUCAAGGUUCAGCUAAUAUAAAUAAUAUUAUUAUAGCUACGAAAGGUGGUCUUAUUCGUCCUAAUGGUGCAUGGGAAACAGAUUUAAAUCCAUUACGUCUUCGUCAAGCUAUUAAAAAAAGUUAUGAAAGUCUUGGAGGACAAAAACCAAUUUUAUUAUGGCAAAUACAUAAUUCACCACAAGAUAAUAAAUAUAGUUUAAAAGAAAUAUUUCAACCAAUAUGUGAAGCUAUUGAAUUAAAAUUAAUUAAAUAUGUUGGUGUAUCAAAUUUUACUGUUGAACAAAUAAAAGAAGUACAAACAUAUGUUAAUAUACAAUCUGUACAAAAUGUUUUUAAUAUAUAUAAACGUCAAGCAGAAUUUGAUGGAGUUUUAAAAUAUUGUGAAGAUAAUAAUUUAACAUUUAUAGCUUAUUCACCAAUGGGUGGUCGAAGAAAACAUAAAAAAUUAAAUCAAGAAAAAUUACUUAUAAAUUUAGGAGAAAAAUAUCAUUGUUCACCUUAUUGUAUUGUUCUUGCAUGGAUUUUAUCUAAAUCAAAAUGUAUUGUACCUAUACCUGGUGCUAGUAAAAUAACAUCUAUUGAAGAUUCAGUUAAAGCUUUAAAUAUUCAUCUUGAUGAAAAUGAUAUUGAAUUAAUUAAUAAUUAUAAAUUUACUUAA
Molecule: messenger RNA, 891 nt
Organism: Rotaria sp. Silwood1
Lineage: Eukaryota; Metazoa; Rotifera; Eurotatoria; Philodinida; Philodinidae
Source: the annotation of a GenBank genome assembly